Messenger RNA from Ogataea haglerorum, 876 nucleotides. RefSeq lists its product as uncharacterized. The transcript is spliced from 2 exons. The record is from RefSeq and is a predicted model, not a curated record. Bases 1 to 876 code for a protein of 291 amino acids. NCBI's taxonomy places the organism in Eukaryota, Fungi, Ascomycota, Pichiomycetes, Pichiales, Pichiaceae.
AUGCUUCGUCGAGGUCGGCUGCAGACGGCUCCGAACGCUCAUCAACGACUUGCUGCUCAAGCACUCAGCCAGAAGCGAGAUCCAGCUGCCGGAGCAGUCCCAGAAGCCAGAGAUCCAGCUCUCGGACACGCUGCGCAUAGCCCUGAUCAGGAUCCCGACGCCGCGACGGCUCGAUUCGGAGAUUUUGCGGGGAAUCGCCCUGACGCUGCGAAAAUUGGUGCAGCUUGGCGUGUCGCCGGUUCUGGUGCUCGACGGAAAGCACCAGAUAACUGCCAGCGACUCUGGGCUGCUGACCGUCAAAGACUUUGUGCACCAGUGCGACACGCUGAUCCAGGCCCUCCAGACGGAGAAUCUGCAGGCACGGACGGUCAGGGGCCUUUUCGAGCAGGAAAGCUUCUCGCUGCCCGAACUGCUGGUGGUGCCGCUGCUGCACGGUAUUGUCCCAAUCAUAUUUCCGACAACGGUCGAGAAAGACAGCACGGAGGUCCUGAUGACGCCCUUCGAGACACUGAAGUGUCUGGUGUCGAACCUGGCCGGCUUCAACGAGGCGUAUCGUCGCAGCAACGCAAACGAUCUGCUCACCGUCGAGAAAAUCAUCUACUUCGAGGAACUCGGCGGGAUCCCGUCGCUGGAACGGUUCCAGUCGAGUCACGUGUACAUAAACUUGCUCCAGGAGUACGACGACAUCAUCUCGGAGCUUCACAUCGGCCACUUGGACUCCUCCGUCAGGGACGUGCAUGCACAGAAUCUCACGGAAAUGAACCAGCUGCUGGCGAUCCAGCCGGCCGCCACGGGGCUCAUCACGACGCCGGCCAUUGCCACGCUGCGCCACGGCACGCGCACAACCAACCCGAUCAUCUACAACGUCCUAACUGA